CAGACUUGCAUAACCUUUGUAAUUGAACGGAAUGAAAUUCACUCGGUUAGGGCUCGUAUGACGUCAAAAGGUUAACUCACGAUUAGUCAGCAGCCAUUUGGGAGCCUGAGGUUUUCUCAGCAGGCACCAAUCAGCUGACGCCGGCCCAAAAGGGAAAGUGAUUCUGCCGUUCUCCGCACUUGGAGGCUUCAAAGUCCCUCACCUGUCCAUGUCCCUGCGAUAUCGCCUUACCAGUCGGUCAUCAUCAGGGAUUGCCCACUAUUUCCCGACUGAUCUGGGCCCUUCUCGGAACUGUGUCUCUUCGGCGCUGUCAUAAUGUCUUCCGCCGUCUCAUCGUCGACUGUCAACCCCCGGCAGUCGGUGCGCCAGACACGGACAAAUCCAUCCAGAACUUCCAAGACCCUUGGGCGCUCAUCCUUUGCAUACGGCCAUGCCUCAAUGGCCGAUACGCCUUCGACCCCGCCUGUUGCCCACGGCUUUUACCCUGCCCUCACGCAUUUCACAGAUGCCAUUACCGCCCUCCCGCGAGAGUUCCGCCGUCACAAUUCCCUGUUGAAAGAGGUCGAUGCUAAGGCAUGGGCUCUCGAGGAUCACCUCCAGCAGCUACUUAAAGCUUCUUCAGAGUUACAAGCAACUCCCUCCGCAGACCAAGCGCCAGACGACACUGCGGUAGCGCAAGAAGAUCUUCUAGCUACAGGUACUUCGCAAGCACCCGGAUCACAAGAACACAUGAGCCGGCGAUAUCUGCUCAGUCGAGUGCGGCAGACCCUUCAAGACCUGAUGAUGACCGCAGACGAGAAGAAUCACGUCAUUUCCAAUGCGAACGAUGAACUAGAUCGUCAGCUCCUACGGCUUGAUACUAUCUUCCCCUUCAUUGCGGGAGAGAUCAGUGAUGAAGCACGUUUGGGUAGCCUCACGCAUUGGGCAUAUUCGAACAGGAAUGCUGUGAAAACUACCACCAACGAGCGUCCUCGCCGGGAGGCUACAUCUAAUAAGGAACUAGCUCACGCCCUUCACGAAGCGGAAGCUGCUUCUAGGAGCGAAGCGAGACGUGAAGCUGUUUUGGCACGCAAGCAGCGCCGGACGCACGCUGAUUCCGAUUUUGACGAUGCGCGCGCUGGCGGUCGUAAGGGACAAUCCGGCAAGGUACGAGGCGCCGCUGCAAAUGAUUCUCCUGCAGUUGGUAAUGGUCAGGUUGGUACAUCGGGCCAGACUAAGAGACGCAAAGUCGAACGACCACCAGCUGUAGAUACUAGUGCCGCGAUGGAACGAUCUGCUAGCGGUGCUGGUGCUUCUGGUCGUGCCGGUUCAAAGGAUGCGCCCGACGCGACCAAGAAGAGGUCUCGCGCACCUAACGCAAAUGCAGCCGGUGCACGGAAGAGAAACAACACCGCUACGUCUGCCGCAAAUUCUCCUGUUCUAGCACCGUCCCCUCUUGUUGGAGCCGCUGCCAUCCCAAGAAGUGCAGCCAGCCCGGGGCCUAAUGCGGCGGCCCGUCCACAGACUUCCCGCGCUCAACAGAACUCUGCUCAGACAGCAAAUGGCCGCCCAAGACCAUCAUCCUCGGCGUCAAACCGUGUGGCCAAUAACAGUAAAACCGCUGAAAUCAGAACAACACCUAAAGAAACACCGAAGAUGGAGACAGCCGCCAUGGCAAACCCUGAGACACACCGGGAAGUGGAAGCGGAGACUGUAGAAGCAGCUGCAUCAAAAGUGCCAGUACCAGUCAGUACAAAACGUGAGGACACGGAUGGAAAGCCAGCCGAAUCAAUCGAGCCUGGGGAAACCCCAGCCGCUCCUAUGUCGAACCCAACCCCUAAAGGCAGAUCCUCCAAGACAUCGACUCCCGUGCUCGCUACGGUACCGGAACCAGCGCAACGAGCCCGACCAACACGGAGCACAGACAACGCGCCGGCUAAACGUUCCCACAAGAAGAACGGCAGUGUGCCCGUUGUGCAGCAGAGGGCUGUAUCAGAAGAGGAAGAAUCCUAUCACGAAGGAGACGAUGAAGACGAAGAGGGAGAACCGCGAUACUGCUAUUGUAACGAGAUCAGUUUUGGCGAAAUGGUGGCAUGCGAUAACGACGCCUGUCCCCGUGAAUGGUUCCACCUAUCCUGCGUGGGAUUGACGAAACCACCUGGAAAGAAUGUCAAAUGGUAUUGUAACGAGUGCAAGGAUAACAUGCGACGAAGUCGGAGUGGCCGGUAACCUUCUAAAAAUCAUGGCUACGGGGUUCGGACAACGGAGGCGAUUGAAAGUUGCUUUGUACAGGCGUGUGAGUACAUAAAGGGAUAUGUAGAAUGGA
Aspergillus alliaceus is the source of this 2305-nucleotide messenger RNA. Its product is annotated as putative PHD finger domain protein (Ing1). NCBI's taxonomy places the organism in Eukaryota, Fungi, Ascomycota, Eurotiomycetes, Eurotiales, Aspergillaceae. Gene Ontology annotation, cellular component: Rpd3L-Expanded complex; Rpd3L complex; nucleus. Gene Ontology annotation, biological process: regulation of DNA-templated transcription. The coding region runs from base 316 to 2208 and encodes 630 amino acids. The transcript is spliced from 5 exons. The record is from RefSeq and is a predicted model, not a curated record.